GCAAACGGAAAUUUGGAGAUAUCACAUGUUUUGGCCUAGAGCUAAUUGAUUUGUUCGUUUCGCCCUCGGUUCCGUGUCGAGAGGGCACAGGGGCUGCGAGAGAGAGAGAGAGAGAGAGAGACUCGAGAGCAAACUGAGACGGAGAGAGGAACCAUUGCCGCUGUUUCUGUGCCACUUCCUCCCAAACUGCGGUAGUUUCCUUGGCCAGAUCUUCGUGGUCUGACCUGCGUCGAGUGGCUAACAGCUCGUUGCUGGUUGCAAAUAGGGAUGCGUUGUGGGUAGGUCGAGGACCAGCGCUUGCGGAAAAUCUACAGCGCGAUAACGGGACAAGGCGGUUGGACGUUUGGCUCGACUGCAACUCCUACUGCCAGACAGGAUGGACGUUUACGAAGAGCCGCAGUCGGGUGCGAUCGACGAAGACCUCUACGAGAAUCCUAUCGAGGAGCAGCAGAGGCAGACCCCUGCCAUGAAGCCGGUCGCUGCGCGGCCACAGCCCGCGGGCAAGGCAUCGGCGCCUAGAAAGCCAGCACGUCCAGUGACUACAGUCAUUGGUGACCUGCCCGGACAGAAUGGAAGCGCUGACGGGCAACCGCCCAGUCAGUGGCAAGUUCCACUGAGAAGCACGGGGAAGAUAGAAGAAGCACGAAACCAGCACCGCUUGUCUCUGAGGCAUGCGCCUCCUCAGCACCAGUAUCCGACGCAGAGCGCAUCCAACGCCCCCGAACCAAGCGAGCAUAAUCAGCAACGCCUGCCCGAUCCCGCGAACCGAAAGUCCGGACCGCCAGCGGGCGUCGUUGCCGGUGGGUUCCGUCUUCCUGCGGCUAGCUUCAUCACAGCAAACAAGCCACAGCUUCGGAAGAGAGACUCUGAGGUGGUACCGCCCAGUGAGAAAACACCUGCAGCCAAGCCAUCAACGCCUCCAGCUGUUUCUUCUAAACCUGCACCGAAGAGCAAACCACCGCUUGCCAGCAAGCCAGGAUCUCAGACCAAACUAGCACCGGCUCAAAACAAGCCGCAGCCCAAGGGCCCCAAGCCGCCGUCUUCACCGGCCCUUAUCUCCAAGGCAAGCCAGUUGACAGUGACGGUGUCAACACCACCACUUGGCUCACCGCGAACACCAUCCUCGCCGACACCGACGGGUGAAAGCACGAUGGCGCGACGAUUCCGCCGGCUUCCGCUCAAGUCUGUGGAUCCUGCUCAGCCUCCUCCAGUACCCAUAGCAAGCAAGCCAAGUCUGCCACCCGAGGGACAGAAGCUGGGACAAAGUAGCACACCAGAACCUGCCAAAACUCCAGUGCUGGCCCCUAAUCCACUGGCACUGGCUCCAUCGCCGGCCCUCAAAACAGGGAAUUCCCCACUGCCCCCGCGGCCAGGUGAGGCUAGUCCCUCCAGCCACGCCGUGCCAGCCCGACCAGCCAAAUCAGAAUCACCAACUCCAAUUCGUCCACCGAAGGACGUUAAUAAGCCCAAGCGAGUGCCGUCCAUGAGCAGACCAGGAACACUGCGGCCAGAGCGACAGCAUAGUCCACCCAGAUCAGUACCUCCGCCUCCACAACCAGGUGACGAGUCGGACUCGUUUGAUGAAGUGGCCGAUGAUGAGGAAGACUCCGGUCUGUACGAAGCAACCAUGGAUGAGAGUCAUGCACCGGAAAUUGUUGAAAUGGGACCCGACGAUGAGCUAGAGGGUGACUUGGAUAAUGUGUUGGACAGCAUGGGAGGUAACUCAUCAACACCUGCAAGCGCUGCACCAUCAGCUGCUACAUCAACCAGCACACUGCUAGUGGGAGUUGCAUCGCCACCGCCACCACCACUGGUGCCCGAAGAUGCAGAGGAGGAAGGCAUCGAUGAAGACUUCUACGAUGACGUGGACGAAGUCGCAUCACAAGUCCGUGCAAACCAGGCGAGAGAGGCAGAGGCUGCCGCCGCUGCUGCUGCUGCUGCUAAUACCGUGCAUGGCAGUGGUGGUGUUGUCCCGGAUGAUAUGGUGUAUGAGAUUGAGGAUGGCCAUGGGACACUACCACCCCCAUCAGACGAGCUGUACGAUGAUGUGCCAUGCGGUGGAGGUGCCGGUGAAGACGUUGUGGAAGAGAUUGAGGAAGAGGAAGAGUACAAUGAAGUGGCUGACAUUGACCGAUCUGGUUCGUUCUCGGAUGUUGUCGGAGACAGUGAUGAGUGGUCCAAUGAUGAAACUUUGGAUCAUGACCCAGCACCUUUGCGAGCAGGCGCACCCAACGCUGGCACUGCGGGACAGAAUGGAGUCGGCCAGGAUGGCGGACCAAAGCGGAAACUCUCGAAGCGAUCGAAGAAACAGAUGAAAGAAGCGGAAAAGCAGAAGGUAAUCGAUGAGAAGAAAGCCAAGGAGGACGCCAAGAAACGAGAGAAGGAAGAGCGAGAGGCAGCCAAGCAACGUGAGAAAGAAGCCAAGGAGCACAAGAGGAAAGAGGCCGAGCGAAUGAAGCUAGUCGAAAAGCAGCGCAAGCACCACAAAGUAACGGCCCAAGACCAACCACGGUUUGUCACCACAGCCAAGAACGCCGUGAAGAAAGCACCAAGCCACUACCUGACAUUCAAUGCAGGUGAACGCUUCAACGUACUCUUCUCCGAACCAGACAAGAAUCACAAGCUACCAAACAACGUGUUCCUGGUGGAAAGGCAACUGGAUGAACAAGUUGGAUAUGUCAUGGUCAUGAAUCUUGUGACGGUGAGGACAUAG
Messenger RNA from Sycon ciliatum, 2713 nucleotides. RefSeq lists its product as uncharacterized. The transcript is spliced from 7 exons. Gene Ontology annotation, cellular component: plasma membrane. Lineage: Eukaryota; Metazoa; Porifera; Calcarea; Leucosolenida; Sycettidae. The coding region runs from base 377 to 2713 and encodes 778 amino acids. The record is from RefSeq and is a predicted model, not a curated record.